GGGGGCACGAGCGCGGCCGCCCCCCCCCCCGUCUCUCCCGCGGGUCACGACCCCGCCCGGGCACGCGGCCGCCGCCCAGCGCGCAUGCGCCUGCCCAGGGGGCUCGGACUGCGGCCCCCCCCGCGUGCCGCGCAUGCGCCGUCGCGGGGGGGCAGGCGCGUUUCUCCCUCCCCCUUGCAAGAACUCCGUGUACCCGAGUGCGUGCAAACGGGGUGUGCUCGUGCAAGGUGCUCUCGCAGCCCGUGGACAUGCAAAGUGCUCGUGCAAGGCUCCAGGAGCGUCUGCAGUGCGACCCGUGGCCUUCCUCCAGCCAGGGGGACCAGGCUCGGGCUGACCCGUCCGUCUGCUGGGUGCAGCCCCGUUGCCUUCCCCUGUAGCUUUGCAGCCCUUCGCCCCGCGGGGGGAGGACAGCUUUAGAGCGUCACGCACGACCCCGGGCCCCCAGACCCCAGCAAGAUGUCGGCGAAGUGGAGGGUACUGGACAAGACCAGCCAAAAAUGAUUAACUGACACAGUCUUUCUAAUCGUAAAAUUCUUUCCUGGGAGAGAAUUAAGGCUAAAGAAUUGUUACAGUCCAUUUGUUGAGGACAAACAGACGAGAUGGCUCAGGCAAGUCUCCUAGCCUGCGAGGGGCUGUCUGGUGUGUGCCUUGUGCCAACUGUUGCUAGCAAGAAGAUGAUGCCAAAACAGAGCUCGAAACAGGCUGAGAAUGGCGAGCGUGGGAGCAGUCCGGACAUGCUGGGUCUGCGUGCAGAGAGCGAGAAGCCCCGGAGCCGGAAGGAGGAGGAGGCAGCGGAAGCAUCGCAGCCAAAGAAGUCCCUCAAAAAGGUGGUGGUGAUCGAGCAGAAUGGCUCUUUCCAGCUGCGCAUCCCCAAGAACUUCAUCUGCGAGCACUGCUAUGGAGCCUUUCGGAGCAGCUACCACCUCAAGAGACACAUCCUCAUCCACACGGGCGAGAAGCCGUUUGAGUGUGACGUGUGCGACAUGCGCUUCAUCCAGAAGUACCACCUGGAGCGUCACAAGCGCGUGCACAGCGGGGAGAAGCCCUACCAGUGCGAGCGCUGCUUGCAGAGCUUCUCCAGGACAGACCGGCUGCUGAGACACAAACGGAUGUGCCAGGGUUGCCCAACCAAGACCCCCGACUCACAGCUGCUGCUCUAGGGCCUGAGCCGCCGCGGGACAAGCCGGGAAGCCGACCCCUUGGCGCCUUCCUACUCCGGGUUUUGCCUGGCCAGCCCCCUGGCCAGGGGGGCAGGGAAGGGGGCCGAGCCAGGACUGUCCCAGACUUUCAGUCGAGGUCCUGACACUGUACAUACGCUGAAGAUGAUUUGGAAUCCUUUUCUCUCCCUCCUUCCCCCACCAGCAGAAGCCCCUGGCAGCUGUGUAUAAACCUUCUAGAUUCCUUCCUACGCCCCCACCCCCCCAUCCCCCUUGGUUUUGAAGUCCCGCAAUGGGUCUCUCAGGAAAGGCUUUGGAGGACUGCUAGGCUUCAGCAGAGGAAGCUGGCUCCGCUGGCCUCGGACUAACCGCCUGGCCUGCGUGGAUGCCGGCUCACAGGUAUGGAGGCGAGCAGGGGCGGGACUUAAAUUUUCCUCUUUAUUUAGUUUUGCUGUGAGUGAGGGGGACGUCGGCUUUGCGAGGGAGCCGCUGGGGCUUCACAGUGCAAGUCAAGCAUCUGGGAGCAGGGCCUGCAGGACUGGUAUCGCGUCUGCUUUUGGGGCCUGUGCAUUUUUGCCUUCCGGUGCCAGGCCAGGAGAAGUAGAGGAGGGAUUGCUGGGGGCGUUCAGCUGGAGCAGUGGGUCCGUGCGGGCAGGGAGUGUUGCUUUGGUGUUAGGUGUUGAACUAGUUCCGUCUGACGGGGAGAUGGGGCAAGAGGAGCUUUGCUGAUGUGAGGCAGUGUGGAGUAGGUAAUCUAGCCACAUAGCCAGGGAGAGACUGUUGUGAGAAGUGGGUGGCAAAGCCUCUUGCUCUGACCCACUGGCCUGGCAGCUCCGAGAAUAAAGCACCCGCUUUUCUCUGGGUGGGUGCAGCUGCAUCCCCCACCCUCCCUGGCAUCUUGCUCUGUGCACCGCCCUGCCCUGCAGCUCCUGACCUUGCCCUGUGUUGGUGUUCGUGACAGCAGGGCUUGGUGCUGAAACUGUGGCCCAGUAAUGUUUGUGCGCUGCAGUCCAGGAUCUCGCCCUGCUUCCCUGCCCCCCUCCAAGCAGCCACCAUGGGUCAGGUGACAUGGGCAAGGGGGGACAGUGGCAUCAGAGACAAGCCCUCCUCCCCAGGAAUGAAUCCUGGUUCUUCGCGCGUCCCUGGUUCUGAUGCUUCCUCCCGGAAACCUGUCCUUUCUGCGCCAUCUCCUGCUGCAGCCUUCACACCUGCUUGAGUGCUGCCUGCAUUUCUUUACGUCCCUCUUGCAGUGGCAGGGAAAUGCACCAAACCUCUUGCUGCUGCCCAGUGGUGGCCUCAGCUCUCCACCCUUCUCAUCAGUCUCGUUCCCAAUGAUCACAGGAAGCCAGCUCGCCCGUGUUAUCUCGGCUACACCCUUUUUGUACUCAGUCCACGUAUCAGCAAGGUGACCAGGGAGCUCCAAACCGUUCUCCUGCCUCCCUGGCUUUGCCCAUGGCCUCACCCUCUCUGGCAUAGCCAGCACAUCACUGGAAGAGACGCAGCUGUCACAGUCGCUGGCCUGCCCUCGAGUUUUCAUUCAUCUCGGUGGAUUGUGAUGGGCCAUGCUGAGCUGGCAUCUGGGGUCUGGAGGCCCCUGCAAGUACAUCGCAGCCCUGGGGAGCAGCCAGAAUCACUGAGGGGCCAACACUGAGAUGGCAGAUGUGUCGGUCGGGGGACUUGAGUCCCUGCCAGCAGCAGCUUUCUGCUUGGUGAAAGUGAAAGGUGCCUGAACUCUGCCAGGCUCAAAAUAGCAGGGGCCAGCUUCCUGCCCCCGGCCGCAGCCUUGAUACACUGGGACCCAAAACAGCCCAAGCAGCCUCCGUCGGCAACCUGGGCUGAAUGGAUGGGGUGAUCCCUGCGCCUUCCCGGGGGUUGCCAGCAGCAGCCCGGACCCAGGUCUACUGCCCCCCUGGGGGCUGAGCCUGCACUUGACCCCAUGAAGAGGUCAUUUCGGAGCAUGCCCAACAUGCAAGUCUCUGCAGCAGCUACAUUGAAUCACAGCUUCUCAGCACCUUCUGGCAUCGGCCAAGCGUCCCACUGCACCCAGAGGCCUGCUGGGCUGUGGCAUCGUCCCCCCUGGGCAGCAAUGUAAGCUCUGAGGCUGCAGCCUUGCAACAUCGGACCAAGCCCAGCGCCUGUGGAUGCCCAGCACUGAGUGAUGGGAUAGGAGGAUGACUGCAUUGCGCAUGGAGCAAAGGGAAGUUAGUGCAGCACUUCCACUACAGCUGGUGGCCCUGCUUGCUGCUUCUGCAUGCCCUGGGUCACCCAGCCAGGGCAAAACCUGAGAAGACAAGGGGCUGCUUAUCUAUCAAGGAGGCUCUAAGGGAGCCAGGAGCCCUCUGGGCUUCCUCUUCUGCCCUCACCUUACUCGGGUGGGAAGUAGAAAUUGGCCGCCUUCCCCCCCCCGGCUCUGAGCAGGGCUGAAAGCAGCGGCGAGGCUCAUCUUUUCCUGCUCCCCCCACGCCUUAUGCCUAAGCAGCCGCACAGCACCGAGGCCAGCGCCUACCCCCGCCCUUACCCUCACUGCAGAGAGGAGCCGGCGAAGGAACCGCAGCAGCUGCGGCUUCUCUUAGCACUAGCUCCUCACCCGCUGCAUCUCUCUCGCUUCUGCAGGAUUGCAAAGGGGGGAGGGGGUGUGUGCUGAUGGCAUUGCUGAGCAUAAAGGAGGCUGGUUUGCUUGUGGGGGCUGCUGGGAUUCCUGGCUCUCAGCCUCUGGCCCUAGUGGGUGUGGGACAUUAGUCUCUCUCCCCCCGCCUUGCAGCUUGUCUACCGUUUUGUGCCUAUGAGCAAGAGCUAAAGCUGCAGCCUGUCCCCAUUAAUGUGCUUGGUGCUGGGACAGAGGUGGGGGUAUGGUGGGCUGGGAGCCAGGAGGACUGAGGCACUCGUGUCCCAGCUUUGAUUUCUGCUCUGCCUGCAUCCGCUGGGGCUGAUUGUGCCGGAGCCACCGCCUGCAGACAGGCAUUGGAGCGUAGCGUAGAAACGAGGAGGGCCGAAUCGUGUCUAGCAGGGCUGGUGAUAGGCUGUAGGAGCGUCUCUCGGGCUCAGUUGCAAUGUGGCAGCUCCCGUCCCUGCCGUGAGGACCCACCGCUGAGCCCCUGGAGGAGGGCGUAGGCCAACGGUCUGGUCAGUUCAGCCAGGUACUAACGGCGGGGAUGGGUGAAACUUCAGGCUGGGGAGGGUUCGUGGUCAGAGCCAGCCGUUGCAGAGCUGCUGGCGGGAAUGUCCCUGUUCAAGUGCACGGGAAGCAAUCGGUGCCGCAGGAGGGGCUGGGGGAGGCAGGAGUAACGGGUGUGAGACUGCAGUGCUAAGUGUGCUCGCCCUGGGGGCCUUUGCUCAUCCGUGCCCUGUCUAAACUCAGCCCCCACCUCUCAUCACUUCUGCGGCGGGAGGACUGCUGGCAGGCAGCCUGGGCCCUCUGCAUCUCGGGUUAUUUCCCCCUAAACGUCGCAGAAGCAUUUCUUCCCCCUCCCCCAGGCAGAGGGGCUCAGGGUUCCCCAGAAAGCCUGUGCCCCGCAGCCCCCCUGCCUCAGGGAAACGGGGUAAACUCAUUGCAUGUAUGAAAUGGGUGAACAUCCGCAUUUGGAGCCGGCUCCUUGCUCUCUUGGAAGCGGCCUCUUGCAGCACUUAAUUGCCCCCCUCUCCCCCGGGGGCUCGGGGGCACUGUUGAUGCGUAUGACGGCUCUCUAGGUUUCCCCUCAAAGCUGUGGCGUGGGAAAGAUGGGGGCAGUGACCGCAACAAGUGAUGAAAAGGAAAUAUGACACAAACUGAAAGCACUGUUGUCUGAGCCGUGGCAGGCGAAAGGGCGCACCGGCGGCCGUGGCACGACAGGAGCAGCCACAGGCCGGAGCUACGGCCUGGUUCCACCAUGGGGCCAAGCCCAGUGCUGCCUUCCCAGGGUAGCUCAGAGUUGCAGGGCGUCUAGUCUCGGGCAGGGCCCAGUUGCAGGCAUGAGGCAUCCCUGCGCUGUGGGUACCCGCUACCCCGAACUCAUCCUCCCUAGCUCCUGCGCUAGGCUGGAUGCGUGGUGCUGCAGAUCGGGGGCUCAGGGCAGCCUCCCCUUCCUUGCGCACAGCUUAUUUUUGCUGCACCCCUCGGCUGGGGAAGGCAGCUGACUUCCGCCCUUGGGGUGGGUGGGUGGGGGGGGGACCCCGGGGCCUGCUCUCUACCCCAGCUGCUCCUGGUGCAGCCAGCCAGCCCAGUUUCCUCCCCAGCUUGCCUCAUUCAGAAGCCCCCUGGGCUCACCGCACCUGGGAGCAUCUCUGCGCUGGCGGGGGCAGGAAACUGCUCGCAGCUCAUGGUUCAUCUGUCCACGGAGGAGUGAAGCUGGGUCCCUCGGCCACAUGGCGACGUGACCCUGGCUCCAACAAGGCACGGCAUACGCCAUCCCACCUCGGUUGGGACGGACAGACCAAGAGCUCGCAGCCUUCGCCGAGUCCCGUCGCUUGUUCUAAUUUUUUUUUUUUUUUAAAUAUACUUAUUUUGCUAUGGGGCGGGAGGGGGCGGGGAAGCGUGUUACUGAUCAGAUAAGCCGGGGUCACUUUUAAACUGUAGUUUUUCUAAGCUGUUGGAAUCGUGUCUCUUUUUACCGCGCCCAGCGGCCCUCCCUGCCUGAGACACUGAGGGUAUUUAAAUAAAACUCGUGGGGUUUUUUUUUCCUUUUCUAAA
This is a messenger RNA of Alligator mississippiensis (American alligator), 5823 nucleotides long. It is a transcript of the gene ZNF740, whose product is annotated as zinc finger protein 740. Gene Ontology annotation, cellular component: nucleus. NCBI's taxonomy places the organism in Eukaryota, Metazoa, Chordata, Crocodylia, Alligatoridae. Gene Ontology annotation, biological process: regulation of transcription by RNA polymerase II. Gene Ontology annotation, molecular function: RNA polymerase II cis-regulatory region sequence-specific DNA binding; DNA-binding transcription factor activity, RNA polymerase II-specific. The record is from RefSeq and is a predicted model, not a curated record. The coding region runs from base 600 to 1160 and encodes 186 amino acids. The transcript has 7 exons.